Messenger RNA from Zingiber officinale, 4798 nucleotides. RefSeq lists its product as uncharacterized. The record is from RefSeq and is a predicted model, not a curated record. The coding region runs from base 442 to 4578 and encodes 1378 amino acids. NCBI's taxonomy places the organism in Eukaryota, Viridiplantae, Streptophyta, Magnoliopsida, Zingiberales, Zingiberaceae. The transcript has 15 exons.
GUUAGCUUUCGAAGUUAUUUCCAUCUUGCGAUGUUUCCGACGAGUGAAGCUUUCAAUUCUUUGGGUUCGGUUGUUGUAGCUAACUCCGCGUUCACUGUAGAGUCUCUUUGCUGUCUCCUGUUGUUGGAGUGUCUUCUUUUGCCCAUUAUUUGUUUCCUUCUAGGGUUGAUCCUGGUUACUGGACGGUUUCAUUGGUUUAGUUGAGUAGUGUGUCGUGUAUAGAUGGGCUUUCAGAGCUAUUUCCUUUUUGCGUGUUUCUGGCGAUUGUAGCUAUCUCCGCAUUCACUGUAGAGUCUCUCUGCUGUCUCCUUUUGUUCUUCUGUUUGACCAAGAAGCUCCUCCAAAAUCUUCCCUCCAUUUUGUCGAUACCCUAAUUUGCUUUUACAGCAUGCUCAUUUACUGAAAUUGGGUCUUGGAUUGAACUUGUUCAGGGGUUCGAGCAUGAAAUUGUCAGAAAAUAUGAGACCAGCUUUGGCUUCAAGUGGUUUGGAUGGAUCAAAUUUUGUAGCUUCCUAUAACAAUGGGCAACGUGUAACCUACUCCGGUUCUGCCUUGGAUAGGUCUAGAAAUAUCCAUGAUAGCUUGGAGAACCGUAUUCUGGCUACUGGUUCCAGCACAUUACGAAACACACCUCCUGGGGAAAUUCCAUUUUUAUUCCACUAUCCAUCUAUAGAGUCUUUCUCAAUGAGCGAGAGAAAGUAUUCUCGCAGUUCAGAAUUUCAAAGAAUUCUAAGUGUAGCAGUCGAGGAGAACACUUUUGGAUCUGUACAAUCUAAGUCACUCCCACCUAAUGCAUUAGAGGACCUUAAGCGUUCCAAAACCAACAUAUCCAAGACGUCGACCAAAGCAAGGAACUUAACGAAGUUGUUACAGAACUCAAUUUUCAGAUUAGAUAGAUAUCGCAACUUGAUCUCAAAGAAACGGCAAACAACUGAUCGAUCAAACGAGAAGUCAGGUAAUUUGAAUUCAUUAAAGAUGGGAGGUCAAAGUCAUGCAGAUUCUGCAGAAAAUGCAAGCCCGAGACUAGAAGAUAGAACAAAGAAUCUAAUUCCUAAAAAGCGUAUGCGAUCCUCUAUGGCGGAAGUACGGGGUACGGUUCUGCCUAGGCAAGCUGCAGGUGUAGAAAAAGAUAAAACUGUAAUGUUUGACAAAGAUAGAGGUGUGCUUAAAGGUUGUAAUGUAGGACUAGUAAUUUCAGAUGACAAAAUGUGCAGACUCCCUCCGGGGGGUGAUGGCUGGGAGAAAAAUAAAAGAAAACGUUCUGUUGGCCUUAGCAGAAUAAGUGAUGGAGAUCGAGAGCUUAAACAGUCAAUUCAGCAAAGGCCUAAGAAUGAACCCCGUUUACGUUCCUCAAAUGGCAUUGUAUUCAGACCAGGAUUAUCUUGUGGAACCAUAUUAAGCAACACAACGGAUAGCAAUCCCGAACUCAGUGGUGCUAACUCCUCCUGCGGUACACCUAAGAACGAACUUGAUAGCAGCUCCGUUCCAAAUGAAAGGCAAGACCACUCUGUUGGACUAGAUAAUGAACAGAGUGUAUCUAGAGGAAGCAACAGGUUAAAUAUUCAGGAAGAUACUCAGGUGGGAAAUCAAAUUCCUUUGGUAAAAGGAAAAACAACUAGGAUACCACGAACUAGUUCAAACCUUGUUACAAAUGCACCCUCUAAUUUCCUUCACUCGUUUGGAAGCAAUGAUUGUCCAGAGCAAAUUCCUAUGAGCAAAAUUCAGACUUCAAAUCUGGUGAGCAACCGUAGAAGGGUUAUAAAUAAUGAUUCUGUGUCACCCCCUGUAACUCAAUGGGUGGGUCAAAGGCCUCACAAAAUAUCGAGAACACGAAGAGUCAAUGUAGUUUCUCCAGUUUCAAACUCGGAUGGAACUCAGUUUUUGCAUGAAGUUUUUUCUGCUUCUGAUGUUGGAACUCGUAUGAUGACCACAGAUACCAGUGGUCAUCUAGUUUCAAGGGGAAUAACCAGUAGCUCUCAUCAAUCAAAACUGAAACAUGAUAAUGUCCUCCCUCCUCUGUUAUCAGAAAGUGAGGAGUCUACUGCAAUCAAAACCAAGUUUAAGGGGAAAACAAGUAAUAAAUUUGCGCUAGAGGAUGGUGUUCAAGCACCACUGAAGGCUACAACUCUUGUUUUGCCAAUAAAGAACAAACCUUCAAAAGAAGAAAUUGGAAUUGAAAUUCGCAGGCAAGGUAGGAGCAGAAGAGGAUCAGUUCAUUCAAAAUCAUGUUUACCUUUACCAAAGGAAAAACUGGAAAAUAUAGAUUCUACCAAGCCACUCAAAAAUGGAAAGCAUAGUUCUGAAAGGAGUGAAAGUAGGAUUGGUCGGCCUCCAAAAAAUAUGUCAGAUCGGAAGGUUUUUGCCCAGACACAAAAUACAGAUGUCAGUUCACUGGAACGAACAGGAGAAUCAGAGGAUGAUCAGGAAGAAUUACUAGCAGCUGCUAAUGCUGCUCGCAAUGCUAGCUAUCAUGCCUGCUCUAGCGACUUUUGGAAGAACAUGGAAUCCUGUUUUGCUUCUGCUACAUUGGAUGAUUUAGCUUUUUUGAAGAAUCAGAUACAUUUUACUAAAGAGCUAGAUUCAAGUUUUCCCUCUAGUAACGAAGCUUGCAAUGAUAUGAUGAGUGAAGUUUUGAAUGAUCUGGCAGCAUCACCUCACUUUUCUUAUGCUAGAGAGCAAAUAAACUCAGUUGCACCAACGGACAAAUCUUUUGAGGACCUUUAUUCAGCUGACCAGAGACAGCUUGUCAAAACAUCAAUGGGGAGAUUAGAGAUCAAGAGAUUGUAUGAGAAACCAGCUCCGCUCUCACAUAGGCUUCUCUCAGCCUUUAUUAUAGUAGAUGAGAUUGCCAAUUUUGAAAAUGACACUCAAGAGGAGUUCAAUUUACAAUUUUCAAAUGAUAAUGCUCACUAUGGUCCAAACAGUCAUGUUCAUGCUAAAGAUUUAUCAAAAAUGGAUUGUCCUUCAGAGCUUGAUUGCACCAAUCAGAGAAAUGGGAUAGCUUAUGAUGGAUUUUUGACCACCAACAACUUUAGGCACUCAAAUCUUCAGAAUUUUAUGCCUUGUGAUGAUCCAGUUGUUGAAAAUCAUGCCUUUUGGAAUUCAUGCAAUGGGUCGCUUGCUGACUACCAGAAAAAUGAUUGUAAUCUUCUGCAGACAAUGAAGGGCAACUCUCCAUAUGAAUGCCAAUAUGGGAACAUGUCUCUUGAUGAUAGGAUUUUGAUGGAGUUGAACAGUAUAGGCAUAUAUCUGGAUACAAUGCCUGAUUUUGCUGACUGUGAAGAGAGUGAAAUUGACAAAGCUAUUUCAGAACUUAAGUUUGGACUCCACCAGCAGGCAAGGAAAAAGAUAAAUCAACUUGAUAAAUUGGAACUAGCAGUUCAAGAUGCAAAGAAGAUUGACGAAAGGAAACUUGAACAGUUAGCAAUGAAUAAGCUUGUCGAAAUGGCACACCUAAAGCUAAUGGAUGGUCGAGGUAGUCACAAGAGUAGCAUCACUAAGGUGUCAAAACAACUUGCAUUGUCCUUUGCUAAGCGAGCAAUAGCCAGAUGCCACGACUUUGAAGCAGGUCGAAGUUGCUUCAGUGAACUGACACUGCAGAAUGUGCUCAUGUCAGCGCCUUUAUGCCAAAUUAACACUAAGCAUUCUGUUGCUGUUAUUCAUAAAGAGUUGAGGAACAGUCAUCUUGGCUAUGGAAUGUCAGAGGUAACUUCUGUUUCAGAGAGGCAUGAUUGUCCUAAUAAUAUUGGUCCAACGCCAUCAGAUCCUCACCAAAGUAUUCCUCAAUGGGAUGAGAAAUCAAGUACUAGAACCAACCAGAAGGAGGUGCUUCUGGAUGACGUCACUAUAGGUGCUGGCUCAAGAACCACAUCAAAUCCGACCCAUACCGCCACAAGUGUAAAAUGGAAAAGAGCUGAAAGUGUGAAGGACCCGAACAAAGAUGCAAUGGGAAGAGGCUCUAUGGCUAAAGUUAGUCGUCCAUCCCUAGGCAGGGGCGAACGCAGGACAAAGGCAAAACCAAAGCAAAAAAUAAGCCAACAGAUAUCUUCAGCAAAUGACUUUGGCAGGGUGGCUGAGGCAGCCGAGUUCAGGUCACCUGUAUCGCAACAGUUAUCUCCAACAAAUGACUUUGGCAGGGUGGCUGAGGCAGCCGAGUUCAGGUCACCUGUAUCGCAACAGUUAUCUCCAACAAAUGACUUUGGCAGGGUGGCUGAGGCAGCCGAGUUCAGGUCACCUGUAUCGCAGGAGUCCUUUGACACCGCAAACAAUUUCACACCUAGAAAUGAUCACAAAGUGGAAUUACAAAGCUUAAGCGAUAGGGGGUGUGAUCCUUCUAAAGCGAUGGAUGAUGGUGUGUUCACAAACUUACAGUUACCCGGAAUGGACUCCAUCGAUGAACUAGAUGUAGGUUUAGGCAGACAAGGUCCUCAGGACAUCGCGUCUUGGUUGAACGUUGAAGAUGAGGAACUCCAAGACAAUGAUUUAAUGGGUCUUCAAAUUCCAAUGGACGACCUCUCAGAAAUUAAUAUGAACUUCUUGAGUGAAACCCACAGACCUCCUUCAAUAGUAAGGAAUUGAGUUGAGAGUAAUGGCGGCUUCUAGUUAAUUACUAACUAUUGUUAAUUGUCAAUGAGAGUAGAAUCUGUAGCUCAGCUCGGCUAGUCUUUGUUGUUAAUUUGUGAAGUUUGUGGUAGUUCCAAUUGUUUUGUCACCUGAAAAAUGUGAAAAGAGGACCAAAAGCAUUUAUAUAGAUCCAUAUUGUUCAAGCCAUUAACAUUUCGUGAUGCUAAAUAGAAUA